CUAGGGGAAGCAAUCGGCGGCCGAAGCUUUGUUUUUUGUCGGCGAUUCUGGGGGGAGCUAAUACGCGCUCUGCAGAGCCGAGAUGGAAGAGGAAAGCGGCUGUCUGGAAUUUUGGAUGUUGAUUGAGGAGAUCGAACCACCAGCAAAGAGACAGCAACUGGAGGAUGAUGGGAUGGAGGAUCCGAGUUGCCACCAGUGCAUGGCCGCAUGCUCCAGA
This is a messenger RNA of Linum tenue, 217 nucleotides long. The record is from the annotation of a GenBank genome assembly. Lineage: Eukaryota; Viridiplantae; Streptophyta; Magnoliopsida; Malpighiales; Linaceae.